AUGAAAACUCAAGGACACAAAUCUAUAGGAAGGGCAAUCAGUCUUGAUCGCUUCUCUGCUAGUUUGGUGAGGAGAAAAAGGUCAACUGCAGACAUGUCGUCCAUGCAAGCGGGCCAUACCGAAGGAGGUCUGCGAGAUAAUCCUAGCAUUCGUACCACCACUCAUAGAACGUCCCAUACGGAAUUUCUCAAUUGGGUUACCUACAGUAGAGAUCUUUCUCCCGACACCACCGACGACCAACGCCGAACCUGUCCUGUCUGCGAGAAGGCUUUUAGAGAUCGCCGCAGUAUGCUUCAACAUAUUCCAACCUGUUCCAAGCUGGUGAAUGGAUUCUACAGGUGCAUUUAUUGCAAUGAAAGGGAAAAGAUUGGACGUUAUCAUAUGAAUGGAUGCAUCGAAGUACAUGUCUACCAAAAUUGGUUGAAACGUAUACUAUCAUUCAGAAGUUCAAAGAUCCUGGUCGAUGCUUCGGAAUCGAAUACAUUGGAAGCCGUGGAAACGGAGGUGACUCGAGCACCCUGGGAACGAGUUGAACUUCCAUCUGAGAGUUUGAUUGAGCUGGAUUCAACAAGGUGUGUGCUCGAAUUGGACUCGACUGAAGCGCGUUCUUCAACGGCAGAACUGGACGGUGACGGCCCUACUUUCGGAUCCGAUUACCGAUUAGAUGCAUGGGGUCCUGUUCAUGAUAUGCCCCCUUGGCAAGGAGACUUCACUCCAGAGUACGCACUCAAUAUCUAUGGUGGAUGGGGUCCUAUCCACGAAAUGCCCUCUUGGCAACCACAGGAACUUGCUGGUGACGGCUACGACAUGUCUGACGUUCAACAAAACUCAUCAGACUUGCAUGAAAAUUGCCGGGCUGGUUGCGAUCCCGCGUCCCCGUCAUCUGGUGGCGUGAAUCAAACAAGACCGGAUUAUGACCACCCAAUUAUCGUCAAUGAAAGCGUUAUCGAGCAUUCGAAUGAAGCUAUUUCCGCGCGAUCUGAAGUUCUCAAACCAUCAUUGAAACUAGAUACGAGUAAUUUUGCCAGACAGUCACAAUACCAUCCUCAGGAGGAGAGCUACUUGCCGUUUUGCGUUGAUGGUACUGUCCAGCAUGCGGAAGAAAAUUUCCAUUCUGAUCCAAGAGUUCAGUCCGAGAGUAGCAUAUCGUACACUGAGUUUCCCUCACCACCCACUUCACCAAUUCAACAACAUGAACAUGAUACUCCUGUAUCUCCCAUUGAGUAUAGCCCGAGGUCAUCUUCGGCAUCAAGCUGUUCUCGAUUCUCUUCGCUAUCAUCCUUGUUGAUGGACGAUAGUUCCGUCUCUAGCUUUUCUUCUAGUGAUGUGAUCUUCAAGCACGACAGUUCUGAUAUACGGGUCUUUGAGGACAGAGAGAUGUGUUUCGAGCCGGAAGAUAUGGACUCUUUUGCAACACCUCCCGAUGGACAGCUGUCAACCUCGUAUGAUCAUGGAGAGACCAUGUAUUCCGAAACAGAGACGUCGACUUCAAUGUUGUUGCCCCUGCUAUCGGCGGCUCAAGAUACUACAGUUUAUGGCUUUGAUCUCGAUUCCACUCACAUGAGCGUUCAAGCAGAUACCACGACAAUUGAGUGCUUCAAUACAUCAUUCGAUAGCAUCGAGCUUGAUCGAAUCAUGAACGAACUUACAGAAACUUCCGCAAGACUGUCUCCAGACAUACCGGAAACGGAACUGGCUAGAACAAAUAUGUUCGAUGUUGGGAUUUUCGAUACAAUAUUUCCCCAGGAUACCAUACUGACUGACUCCGUAUCGUCAUCGGAGUCUUCUCCUGCUACUGACAAUCGACAAUCAUCUACACCGCCAUCCAUCGAGUCGUUGUCACCAGAGGAUGAUCAUGGGCAAUCUCCUAGGUCUGAAGGUCGCCGUUCCCUCACUAGAUCUCCGGCCUUUCGAGCAGUAUACAAAUGCACUUACGGAGCUUGUUCAUUUGAACCUACAGGCAAAAAGGCAUACCACAAAAGGACACUUCAGCGGCAUCAAGAGAAAUGCUUCUACUCUCCUCUGCCACGGGAGAAGAAACCAUGCAAAUGUACUUUCCCUGGGUGUAACAAGGGAUUCAGCCGCUCGGAUGGCUUGAAUGCGCAUCGCAAGACGACAGGUCACGGCGUCAAAAUCGAGUUGCAAGUCAUGGAAGGCAAUGAUGACACGCGGGAGGCAAUAGGAUUCCUCUAA
Messenger RNA from Mollisia scopiformis, 2193 nucleotides. RefSeq lists its product as uncharacterized. Bases 1 to 2193 code for a protein of 730 amino acids. Lineage: Eukaryota; Fungi; Ascomycota; Leotiomycetes; Helotiales; Mollisiaceae. The record is from RefSeq and is a predicted model, not a curated record. The transcript has 2 exons.